AUGCAUGCACAUGUUCUUUCAGAGGAAACCACAGUGCCUUGGUACGAAGAGUAUGAUUAUGCAGACUUGGCAGCUAAACAACUCAAGGAGGAGGCAGAGAAAGCUCGUAAGGAAAAGGAGGAAAAAGUGAAGCGGCUGGAGGAAGAAGUGGAGGAGGGAGAGGAGGAGAGGCUGAGGAAGAUCCCAGUACAUGCCGAACCCAAGAAAUGCCCUCCUCUAGGUCUGGAGUCCCAUCGUGUUGACGAUGACCAGCUGCUGGCCUCUUCUCAGUCUCACCACGGCUUCUCUGCUCAGCGGGGCAGGCUCAACAUGCAGAGCUCUGGUAAUGAGGAGGGUGUGUACGGGGGUGCGUGGUGUGCUGAGCCAGAGGAGAAGAACCACUGGUUUGAGGUGGACGCUCGCAGAGAGGUGGAGUUCACUGGAGUCAUGUACAGGGCAGGAACUCAGACACAGCGUAAGUCCUGCUGCCUGGUGUCACUGCACUGGGAUCACUGCACUGUGGUCACUGCACUGUUCACACAGCCAGGACCAGGUGGAAUCCCCAUUAACCUGCACAAUUGA
Messenger RNA from Oncorhynchus masou masou (cherry salmon), 561 nucleotides. RefSeq names its product adipocyte enhancer-binding protein 1-like. NCBI's taxonomy places the organism in Eukaryota, Metazoa, Chordata, Actinopteri, Salmoniformes, Salmonidae. The record is from RefSeq and is a predicted model, not a curated record. The transcript has 5 exons. Bases 1 to 561 code for a protein of 186 amino acids.